AUGGAUUCCGUGUCGUCAUUUGGAGGGUCUUACCAUGCCUCCGUAUCCUGUGCAUCUGCCGAGGAGGAAUCAUCGUUUCUCAAGCGAGCUCGGUUCCUUCACUGGAUUAGACUUGGGCUUUCUGCUAUUAUAUUCGGUGUUUCUGUCUCGAUCAUUGGCUGCGAAGCCGCUCCUCUACUACAUUAUCGGAGGACAUCCGCGUUCGAGCGAUCCUGGCUAUUCCUGUGGCCCCUGAACUUCGAUUUACGCCCGACAAUUGCGCUGCUUUCUUGUGGGUGUGUAGUCGCAUUCCAAACCAUUCUUUACAUCGUCACGACACUUCUACCCUCGCCCCGCUCCCAUAUCAGACGUCUGAAUCUAUUUGCUGCCGUAGUCGCGAUUUCCGGAUUCAUAGCAGCCUUGGUGGGAACUGUGCUCGCGAUUCACUUGCCAAGCUCGACGGCUCCCAAGGGGUUUGCUCACCACGAGACUCUUCACUCUUGGACAUGCAAAUGGAAGAGUGUGCGAGGGACCCCUUCGAUCAACCUCGAUAGCACACCUAUUACGCCACCGUCCCAUUUUGCGCGGGAUUGUACAACUACCAGGGCAGCCUUUAUCAUGAUGGGACUGCUUGUUGGAUUGGAAAUCGUCAUGGGGAUUGCGGUAGGGGCUGGGAUCUGGUUUGAAAGGAAUGUGUCGAAACAGCGAGGCCAGGAUAUGCCUCAAGCAGAGAAGGUGGAGAUGGUGCCCAAAUACCCGGGAACAUGA
Molecule: messenger RNA, 747 nt
Organism: Aspergillus affinis
Lineage: Eukaryota; Fungi; Ascomycota; Eurotiomycetes; Eurotiales; Aspergillaceae
Exons: 2
Coding region: 1-747 (248 amino acids)
Source: RefSeq, a predicted model, not a curated record